Messenger RNA from Parus major (Great Tit), 2264 nucleotides. RefSeq names its product leucine rich repeat containing 42 (gene LRRC42). The record is from RefSeq and is a predicted model, not a curated record. Gene Ontology annotation, molecular function: protein binding. Lineage: Eukaryota; Metazoa; Chordata; Aves; Passeriformes; Paridae. The transcript is spliced from 7 exons. Bases 576 to 2042 code for a protein of 488 amino acids.
CCCUCCCCUGGUGCCCCUCGGGGCUGUGCCCGCUCACGGCGCUCUCACCCCCGGGCACAAUCGAUCCCGUCACAGACCCUUCCCAACGUAGCCCCUGUCCCCGCUCCGGGUCCGACCCGAUCGCUUCGCACCCGCCUCCCCAUCCCUUCGGUACCCCCGGCCCCCCUCGGGCGCGAUCUCCUCCCGCCCCGCAGGACUCGAUCCCCGGCCGCGCAGGGCAGGAGCUGAGAGGAUCCCGUCCCUGAGCUGCCCCUCGCCAUGGCAGCUCUGAGCUCUCCUGCCCCCGCAGGACCCGCUCACGAACCAGAGCCCCCCCGGCACCGGCUGGGGAAGGGACACCGGGAGAUGCCCACCCUCCCAGGGAGGGAGCUUCCAGCAGGCUCCAUUGCCCUGCUGCAGUCAGACAUGUGCCCUCCUCCUCCUCUUCCUCCUUCUCCUGCCUGCAGCAGAGCCAGGCCUGGUUGUGGGGGCACUUCCCACUCAAACCCAGCCCCUCUCCCCGUGCCCCUGUCUCCAUCCCGGGCCUGGGAUCCAUCCCGGGCCCUCAGCCAGCCCGGGGUCCAGUUCCCACUGGGAUGGGGUGUAUGGUUUGGUGGCAGGCGGCUCACACCCCUGCUCCACACAGCCUGCCCUCCCUGCACCGCAGGGCUACAUGGCCAUGCUCGGGGCUCUCAGGGGUGCUGCCAGCUUUGGGGUUUUCCCCGGGUCCCGUUUUCCUUUGUGGCUAUUCUUCACCUGUCUGUGACUUGUUUUUGCAGAGCUGGUCGAGGGGAAUGUCGUACUGUCUCAACUCAGAAAGCCAUUUGGAUACUGGGCCAAUAUACGUGCGUGAAAAUGGGAAGCUGCACAUGGUAAAUCAGGGUGCAGGCAGCGUACACAAUGUCACUCCCAAAACAAGGCCUUUUAGUCUAUUUUCCAGAAGUUUUUCAGUGGAGCUUUGCAUGAACAGGGAGGACGAUAGGGCAAGGAGGCAGAGGACUGAUCAUUUCAUCUUCACAUACACUAAAGAGGGGAACCUCCGCUACUCGGCCAAGUCCCUCUUCAGCCUGGUGCUGGGUUACAUUUCUGACAAUGUUGAUCACAUUGACUCGUUGAUUGGUUUCCCAGAGCAGAUUGCUGAAAAGCUCUUUUCAGCAGCAGAAGCAAGACAAAAGUUCACAGAGCCAGUGACAGGACUGAGAGCUCUGCAGAAGUUCACUGAAGCCUAUGGCGGUUUGGUGCUGUGCUCACUGUGCUUGCGGAACAGAUAUCUGGUUAUCUCUGAAAAGCUUGAAGAAAUUAAGUCUUUCCGUGAGCUGACGUGUUUGGAUCUCUCCUGCUGUAAACUUGGAGAUGAACAUGAGCUGCUGGAACACCUCACCAAAGAGGCCCUGUCUAGUGUGAAAAGGCUUCUCCUGAAGGACAACUCCCUGUCAGAUGCUGGCCUGCGCAGGAUGACAGCGCCCGUCCGUGUGCUGAAAAAGGGCCUUGAGAAUCUGCUGGUGCUGGACUUGUCCUGUAACCCUAAAAUCACAGAUGUGGGAAUUGGAUACCUUCUUUCUUUCAAGAAAUUGAAUUGUUUGGACAUUUCUGGGGCAGGUCUCAAGGAUGUUGAUGCUGUCAUAAAGCGGCUCCAAACACAGAUAGGCCUGGUUCACUCUAAAGUGCCUCUGAAAGAAUUUGAUCACAGUAACUGCAAAACAGAGGGAUGGGCAGAACAGACAGUUCUGCAGUGGGAACAGGCAGUUAUGGAGGCCAUGAAGCCCCAGGACAACUUGAGAUCCAGAGUAGCAACUCUUCACUUCUAUGGCAAGACACACAGAAUAAAGGAAGUAGUCAAAUGCACACUGGUGGAGCCAGAAACUAAAGCAUCUGGAAACUUGCAGUUUUAUAAGGAAAACAUUCAGAAUUGCCAUUUACCUUUGAAAAAGGAGGUUGCAGGCAGCCAUGAAUUAAAGAACAAUAAAAAAAGAGCUUUGUCUGAACAAGAGAGAGAAAGGACUUCCAAACAGAAGCAUCUGUGCCUCACUGUGGAGGACUGGGAUUUGUUAAAUACCUACUGAGUCAGAAAGAAGUGUCUCUUUUGUUUGUUCUCUUGCUGAUGACAGGAUUUGGACAUACUGAGAGGGAGUGACAAAGGAGACAAGUUAAAUUUGGUUGCUGUGACUUGCCUGUGGGGUAACCUGUGCUGGGGAAGGGAUAGAGACAAGAAGGUUGGUAAUGCUACUGUAUAUUUUCAAUACAUGAUAAUUUUUUCAAAUAAAGUUUUUGUUGUCAUCCUUAAC